This is a messenger RNA of Cercocebus atys (sooty mangabey), 4037 nucleotides long. RefSeq names its product zinc finger protein 64 homolog, isoforms 3 and 4-like. Bases 108 to 887 code for a protein of 259 amino acids. Gene Ontology annotation, molecular function: RNA polymerase II transcription regulatory region sequence-specific DNA binding; DNA-binding transcription factor activity, RNA polymerase II-specific. The transcript is spliced from 2 exons. Gene Ontology annotation, biological process: regulation of transcription by RNA polymerase II. Gene Ontology annotation, cellular component: nucleus. The record is from RefSeq and is a predicted model, not a curated record. Lineage: Eukaryota; Metazoa; Chordata; Mammalia; Primates; Cercopithecidae.
CGAACAGCUGCUGGAGCAUAAGAAAUGCCACACUGUCCCCACCGGUGGGCUCAAGUAAGGAAAGCAAGUGCCCAUUCUGCAUUUAUUCCACCAACCGCCCCGCUGCCAUGGAGUGCCACCUCAAGACCCACUACAAGAUGGAGUACAAGUGCCGGAUCUGCCAGACGGUGAAGGCCAACCAGCUGGAGCUGGAGACGCACACCCGGGAGCACCGCCUGGGCAACCACUACAAGUGCGACCAGUGCGGCUACCUGUCCAAGACCGCCAACAAGCUCAUCGAGCACGUGCGCGUCCACACCGGGGAGCGGCCCUUCCACUGUGACCAGUGCAGCUACAGCUGCAAGCGCAAGGACAAUCUCAACCUGCACAAGAAGCUGAAGCACGCCCCACGCCAGACCUUCAGCUGCGAAGAGUGCCUGUUCAAGACCACACACCCUUUCGUCUUCAGCCGCCACGUCAAGAAGCACCAGAGUGGGGACAGCCCCGAGGAGGACAAGAAGGGCCUGUGUCCAGCCCCCAAGGAACCGGCCGGCCCGGGGGCCCCGCUCCUGGUGGUCGGGAGCUCCCGGAAUCUCCUGUCUCCCCUGUCGGUUAUGUCCGCUUCCCAGGCUCUGCAGACCGUGGCCCUGACAGCAGCCCACGGCAGCAGCUCAGAGCCCAACCUGGCACUCAAGGCUUUGGCCUUCAACGGCUCCCCUUUGCGCUUUGACAAGUACCGGAACUCAGAUUUUGCCCAUCUCAUUCCCUUGACAAUGUUAUACCCCAAGAACCACUUGGAUCUCACAUUCCACCCUCCCCGACCUCAGACUGCGCCUCCCAGCAUCCCCUCACCCAAACACUCCUUCCUCGCCUAUCUCGGACUGAGAGAAAGAGCAGAGACUGUCUGAGGGCAGCCAUGUUCUGUACCAAAAACAAAGAGACAAAAGACAAAAAAAAAAACCCCACAAAACUUAAACACAACCCCAGCAGGUGUAUGUUGCUGCAAAACCUACAGACCCCCAUGGGUCUGAAACAUGUGUACUGUAUAUCUUUAGUAAGGAAUAGAGAAUUGGCUCUGUGUGUAUACCUAUUGCAUUGACCUGAAAGCUGCUUUAUCCAAUCUUCAGAGAGGUGACCUACUGCAUACUUCUACCUUCAGAGGCAUGCCUCCCCAGCCACCCACUCCCACUCUCAGCCCUUCUCCGUACUUUUCUCUGAAAGGAAUCUUGUCUUGUUAAACCCUAAAGAGAGUGUCCUUAAUAGCAAUCAGCACUUGUAAGCUUAUAUACUGGUGCAUUUGGUUUUCUGUUGGGUGAAUGUGGUGUGUGGGCGUUUGUGGAUUCUGAAAGAGAAAGCCGUGUGUCGUGUGCCAUGACAUUUCUAUUGCACAUUCUUUGUACUGGCUUCUUUAACAGCGAUGAACAUUCUUUUCCCUCCUGGGUUGUUCAUCCACGACAGUCUCUCCCUGUGCUCCUUCAUCAUCUUUCCCUCUCUCUUUGACGGCUACAGAGUGGUAGGGCCUGGUGCUUAGUCGAUGAAGGAAUGGUAGACAUCUACAGUGCUGCUGGAGAUUUCCACCAGAGCGCUGGAGACCUUGUACUCAGAUCUUCUCUGGCGAUGAAGAGACGAGGAAUCAAGUCACUGAUCUGGAAGAAAUAUCUUGCAGCACUGCAGCAAACAUCACAGAACUUAAGUGUGUUUUGUGUGUGUGCCCACACAUAGACAAAUGUGUACGGUGCACACACACAGUGCAUCAUUUUUUAAGGGCAGAUUAUAUAUAUAUAUAUGAUGUAUUAAUUCAGUGGUUACCAUUUGUUUGCAGGAAAAAGAAAUGUAUGAGUGAAAAAAAGUUAUGGUUGAUAAAUCCAGCCAAGGAGAUUAAAAGGGGUUUGGAUAAAUUCUGGGUAUAAAUGCUCAGACUAAAAAAAAGAAACGGCAGUUUUGCACAGUGCUGUGGUCUUGCACUAGUUUUUGUUUCUCAUCUGAAAAAAGUAAAAAGGAAGAAAAUGUACCUUUUUUUAUGGAAUGAGUAGACUGUAUGUUUGAAGAUUUAGCCACAACCUCUUUGACAUAUAAUGACGCAACAAAAAGGUGCUGUUUAGUCCUAUGGUUCAGUUUAUGCCCCUGACAAGUUUCCAUUGCGUUUUGCCGGUCUUCUGGCUAUAUCGCGGUAUCCUCCAUGUUAUUAGUAAUUCUGUAUUCCAUUUUGUUAACGCCUGGUAGAUGUAACCUGCUAGGAGGCUAACUUUAUACUUAUUUAAAAGCUCUUAUUUUGUGGUCAUUAAAAUGGCAAUUUAUGUGCAGCACUUUAUUGCAGCAGGAAGCAGGUGUGGGUUGGUUGUAAAGCCCUUUGCUAAUCUUAAAAAGUAAUGGGUGAUUUAAAAAGAAAAAAGGAAAAAAUCUUUGGCUGAAUAUGCUCAUUGCUUGUAUUUUUAAAACAACAGAAUUUCCAGUAUGAAACAGGCUGAAAGAGCAGGAAGAAAUGUUCUUUGUAUAAUAAUGGGAAGUUUGGAAUAUAAAAGUUUAUAUAUUUAAUUUAUCUAUUGGAGAACUGGUGUACAGGAGGAACACUUUCUUACUGUGUUGCUGUUUUCCAUCAUGUGUUAUCCUAAGAGUUGGGGUUUUUAAAAAUCUGUUUCACCAGGGGAAAAUAAAAGCAUCCCUAAUGUUCUUCCUCUAGUCAGUUUGCUUUGCUGAAAGCUCUCUGGGAAUUAGUACAGUUCUCCAGGAAGCCCGAAGACUGUACUGUCUGUCCACACCAUGGUCUCCUCAGUCCCCUCCAUGCCAGCCCCUCUCCCCCACACCCAGCAGGUAUGCUACACCUCCCUUUGCCAGUCAUCCCGCCAUGGAUGGGGAGCCUGCUCGGUGCCCUGGCAAAUCUGUUUACACUAAGGAGAUGCCCACAGGGACAGGGAGGCCAAACCAGCUAGGGCGGGAGGCUCCCAAACCCUCAGUCAUUCUCCAGCAGAGACCUUUGCUCUCGGCCGGGUUUGAAACGAUGUUCAACCUCGCCACAUCAAUGUCUCAAUAAAAGACACUAUAGAUAGUUAUGGACAAUACACUCCAAGAAUACUGGGCUUAUGGGUGGGUUGGGUUGUUUUGUUUUCGAGUCAUGUCUUUAUCCCCAUAUAAUGGAGAAUGUGCCACUUGGCUAAUAAUGUGUUUUCAAAAUUACAAGUUCAGUGAUGACAGGAAAGAGGGCUAAACUGAUCCCACAGAGGCUGGUAGAAAAGGUGAAUCACACUCAAGCACCAGCGGGUUAAAACCCUGAAAGGGUGGCCCUGACAAUUCGGACUAUAGGUUUUACAGCAUGCCACUUGUGCAAUAGGAGGUCUUAGGACUGAAACUUUCAAGAACAAGAGGGGGUGAAAGAAGGAGACGUUUACUGCUCAAAUGCCAUGCAUUUCACUGCUUGCCACUGAACUUGUAUUUGAAUGACUUAGUCAUGCUUAAUAUAAUUGGGCAACUUUUUUAGCACUUUGGAAAGAGUCAUCAAUCUUUCUGGUAAAUUAUAAAAGUUUUCUGAGUGAGAAAAGGUGUGUUUGGAGUUUGUUUGACUUUUUAUAUUAUUAUUGUUAUUAAUAAAGAAAAAAAAUCUACAGCAUUUUUCAGACUCCACCCUAGAAAAUAUGUACCCCUGAAUUUGGUUUGCAGUUUGAUACUCAGGGAAGGAUGUAUUCCAUAGAUAUCCUUUCCGUGUAAAACACUAACAUCUUUGAGAAAUUCACCUACCAACUAACUUCAAUUGUUGUCACUAUGCAUUCUUCAAUGAAAACUAGCUUAUUUUUCCAUAUAGUAAUGCAGUUAGGGUUCUCAGCACUUUCUUUCUUCUAUCCUUUUUUUAACUCUUCAUAUUAUGUUCAGAUGAUCAUACUGUCAAGGUUUGUGUACAUUACUGAAAAUUUGUAUUGUAUAAAGCUUUUUGCAUUACAAGGCUGUACAGGGUCAUUUUGACAGUAACUGGUAUAUUCCUUUGCAUCUUAUGUUGCAUUGCCAAUUUCUAGUGUAUCCAGUUUGAAAGUAUAAUAUACUCUAAUUAAAAAAACAAGUUGGCUAUA